This is a messenger RNA of Athalia rosae (coleseed sawfly), 721 nucleotides long. RefSeq names its product caveolin-3-like. Gene Ontology annotation, biological process: caveola assembly. Gene Ontology annotation, cellular component: caveola. Bases 233 to 697 code for a protein of 154 amino acids. The record is from RefSeq and is a predicted model, not a curated record. Gene Ontology annotation, molecular function: molecular adaptor activity. NCBI's taxonomy places the organism in Eukaryota, Metazoa, Arthropoda, Insecta, Hymenoptera, Athaliidae. The transcript is spliced from 5 exons.
AACACUGUAGAUAAAUUUCUCCUCAUCUAGCCGAAUAAAAGAAUCAUCGCGGGUUCCGUAGCGACGAAUAUUUUAUUCAACACUUUCGAAUCCGCUGAAUCAAAAUUCCCGCAAAAAUUGGAAACUAUCAAAGUAACCUGCAAUGUAGCGCGAGGCUAUGUAUAGAGGGUCAUUUAUAUUUCACGAAGUCCGAGGUGCGUGGAAUAAUUCGUGACCUUAUAAAACACCCGCCAUGGAAAAACCGGAAUCUUCGAUGGGCGGCGGAAGCGUAAUUGAACUCGAAGAUCGCGAUCCAAAUAAUUUGAAUCAACAUCUUCAGGUGAUGUGGGACGACGUGAUAGGCGAACCGGACGGGAUCAGAAGUCCGGAGUGUGCGUGGAGACUGAGCGGUCACUGUUUCAGAUUUUCUAAGGGUUGUUGUUACGUCUUUUUAUCAGUUUUGGUGGCACCCUUAGCGGCCCUUUGCUUGGGUUUUACCUUCGCGUGUCUGGCUUUCGAGCACAUCUGGUGCGUCGCUCCGUGUCUCCGCGUGUGGAAAAUAAGUUGUGCGGCUACCAGAACUUGUUUCACAUCGGCGGUUCAGGCCGUCGUACGACCUUGCAGCGACGGAGUCGGUUUUCUAUUUCACAAUAUACGAAUUUUUAAUCAAAAAUUGCCCGACGGUCCGAAUCGGAAGGAAGACGUGCUCCUGGUUUGAACGAACGAUAUACAGAGGCGGGGG